This is a messenger RNA of Lachancea sp. 'fantastica', 1185 nucleotides long. The record is from the annotation of a GenBank genome assembly. Lineage: Eukaryota; Fungi; Ascomycota; Saccharomycetes; Saccharomycetales; Saccharomycetaceae.
AUGACACUCGCUAUGUGGACUUACAGAUUGCGCAAGACGCCGGUUUUGGCCUUGGUUCUUCCAUUGGGAAUCCUUGCUACGCUAUUUUGGGUCCUCUUCAGUCAAGAUGAGUCGGUACUGGGGCUCGAAGGGUCGUCUAUUGCUAAUCACAAGUGGGCACACGAAAACGAGAAGACAUUUUAUUUCCCAUAUUCGCGCAAGUACAAGAGUGCCAAAUAUUCCUACAACAAGAAGGCAAACUGGCUUUUCAGUGAUAUGGUAGAAGACAAAAUUCCUGCCGGUCAUAUCACGCAUUUCGACUUAAACAAGCUUGAAUCCACAGCUAACGCAGCUGUCAACAAAGAACAGGUUUUGAUCUUGACUCCAAUGCAAACAUUUCAUGAUCAGUAUUGGGAUAACUUGCUACAGUUGACGUAUCCUCGGGAACUGCUGGAACUAGGCUUUAUCAUUCCACGCACGAAUACUGGUGACGCAGCUCUUCGCAAGCUCGAAGCAGCCGUGAGAAAAGUGCAACUGGGUAAAAAAGAACAAAGAUUCGCUAAAAUAACAAUCUUGAGACAGGAUUCGCCAAGCUUCGAAUCUCUUUCGGAAAAGGAAAGACAUGCCCUGAAAGUACAGAAGCAGAGACGUUCUGCCAUGGCGCUGGCUCGUAACGAACUACUGUUUUCGACAAUUGGUCCUCACACCGCCUGGAUCCUUUGGAUGGACGCAGACAUCGUGGAAACUCUUCCAACUGUGAUUCAGGAUAUGACCGCGCAUGACAAAGCGGUCCUAUCGGCCAACGUUUAUCAAAGGUAUAAAGACGACAAAUCUGGCGAGAUGCAGAUCAGAGCAUAUGAUUUCAAUAAUUGGGCAGAGAGUGAUACCGCCCUAGAAAUGGCCGCCAAUAUGGCAGAAGAUGAGGUCAUUUUCGAAGGCUAUGCUGAGAUGGGCACAUACAGACUAUUAAUGGCAUAUCAAUAUGAAAGCGACGGAUCUCAAGACACGGAAACCGCGCUUGAUGGUGUGGGUGGAGGUUGCACGCUUGUUAAAGCUGAUGUACACAGAGACGGUGCCAUGUUCCCUAGUUUUCCCUUCUACCAUUUGAUCGAGACGGAGGGCUUCGCAAAGAUGGCGAAGAGACUUGGUUACGAAGUGUAUGGUUUGCCAAACUACCUGGUAUAUCAUAUCGAAGAGUUCAAUUAA